Messenger RNA from Melanotaenia boesemani (Boeseman's rainbowfish), 798 nucleotides. It is a transcript of the gene apoa2, whose product is annotated as apolipoprotein A-II. The coding region runs from base 111 to 521 and encodes 136 amino acids. The record is from RefSeq and is a predicted model, not a curated record. The transcript has 4 exons. Lineage: Eukaryota; Metazoa; Chordata; Actinopteri; Atheriniformes; Melanotaeniidae.
CAGUCCCCCCCUAUAUCAUCCUGUCCAGAUGUGAGCUCCGAAUUACAGACAACUCGCUUCCAGAGAAGACUGUCACUUCUUGGAUCUGUACAUCCAGCACACCAGCAGAGAUGAACACAAAAAUCGUCCUGGCACUGGUCCUUGCUUUGCAGGUCUCUAUGAGCCUGUGUGACAUUCCUGCUCCAUCCCAGGAACUUGUUGACAAAUAUGAAGCAAUGAAAGCUACAUUCUACAAGAGACUGCUGAAUGCUUACAACAAGAUGCAGACUGCCGUUGGUGACAGCGCACAUGGACAGACUGCCAAGGAUUUUAUUGAGUCCCUGAAUGGCAAGCCUGAGCUGCAAGCCAUCGUCAAAGUUGCCAGCGGUGUGGGUUCAGAGGCAGCUCCCUUAGUGGACAAGGCCCGUACAUCACUGUUGGGUUUGUAUGAACAGUACCUGCGCCCCCACGUUGGCGCUGGCCUGAGCGACGCCAUCGACCAGAUCAAGGUUGUCCUGGAUCAGGUCAUGCCCGCUGAGUAAAGAAGAUAGACAAACUACUCGUCAGAAGCCUGUAAUAGAUAAUAACUCAUAAAAUCUUUACCAGUUUAGGCUGAGAGGAGCAAUGCAAAACACAAUCUAUUGCUUUUCUUAAAUCAAAGUCUUUGCCAAAGCAUGCAGAGUUACAAGCAUGGCAAACAUGUAAACACCUUCAGUGCAAGUUCUGCAUGUACAGUAUUAUGUGUUUGAAACACUAACAGAAGUCUGUGUGUGACUGUGUAUGUUUGUGUGUGUGUUCAAUAAAAUGAACUGAAAAAUA